AUGGGUUUCAGAAUUACCGCCUUCUGCAGGGACAAGGGCUGGAAGCAAAUCCUGGAUAGCAACCGAGAUGACUACUACUUUAAAUGGUCUGAUGCUAAAGUAGUUUCCAACUAUCAAAACUUUCAAGAAGGUAAGCAGAUGGUGAAUCAAAUCCCAAACAAAAGUGUCCUGACCAGCAAGUUUGGCCUCUGCUCUUCACUCAAGAACAACGAACGUAUAAUGAAUAAGUAUGGCAGGAUAACAUUCUCGAGAUUCAUGAAACUAGACGAAUUUUACCCAGAGACGUAUCGAAUGGUUAUAAAAAGUGAACGUCAUGCUUUCUACCGAGCCUUCCAAGAAGGCCAGAUUUGGAUAUCCAAGCCUGCAGAAUCAUGUCAGGGAAAAGGAAUCUUCCUAUUGAAGACACUCGAUGAUCUAAAAGCAUUUCAUGAAAAAUUGGAAAGCACAGAAGAGAAUCCCUAUAUCAGAAUGUGUUUCUACAAUUCUCCUAUUAAUAGAAUCGUGCAAAGAUACAUUGAUGAGCCCUUGCUGUUGGAAGGCAGAAAAUUUGAUGUCCGCUCCUACUUCUUAAUCGCCUGCAGUUCACCCUUUGUGACCUUUUUUCGCCAUGGUUACGCCAAGCUGACCUGUAAUGAAUACAAUCCAAACUCUGACGAUCUGAUGGAUCACCUGACCAAUCAGUUCAUCCAGAAAAAGAACCCCAGGUACAAUGACAUGAAGGAGGACACAGUCUGGUCGAUGGAACACCUGAACGACUACAUUAAUGAGAAGUACAUGCAAGCGAAGCAGCUCCCCAAGGACUGGGUCUUCACUGAUUUUACAAACCGGAUACAGCAGAUCGUUACCCAGUGUUUCAUUGCCAGCAAGGCCAGGCUGGGUAGUAAACUGGGCUAUUUUGACCUUUUCGGUUGCGACAUUAUGAUUGAUCAGAAUUUCAAGGUAUGGUUGCUGGAGAUUAACUCAAACCCAUCUUUACAGACAAACUGUGCAGUCCUCCAAUCUGUCGUCCCCAAAGUAUUGAAUGAAGCUCUUGACCUGGUGCUUGAAAUAUUCAAAAAAAGCAGCAGUGGGCUGUCCAUCAUGCCUCUUGAAGCACUGAAAGAAUUUGUCCUGUUGUAUAAUGGUUCCCCAAAAGAGCCAUUUAUGAAAACAUUUAAAGACCAGACAGCAGAGAGAGCAGUGGUUCUUGAACGUCCUCAGCAAUCUGAGAACAGCUCUCAGAUAAAGGUUGGAUAA
This is a messenger RNA of Hypanus sabinus (Atlantic stingray), 1236 nucleotides long. RefSeq names its product tubulin tyrosine ligase-like family, member 10 (gene ttll10). Lineage: Eukaryota; Metazoa; Chordata; Chondrichthyes; Myliobatiformes; Dasyatidae. Gene Ontology annotation, biological process: protein modification process. Bases 1 to 1236 code for a protein of 411 amino acids. The record is from RefSeq and is a predicted model, not a curated record. The transcript is spliced from 10 exons.